Molecule: messenger RNA, 2082 nt
Organism: Meira miltonrushii
Lineage: Eukaryota; Fungi; Basidiomycota; Exobasidiomycetes; Exobasidiales; Brachybasidiaceae
Exons: 1
Coding region: 1-2082 (693 amino acids)
Biological process (GO): ER to Golgi ceramide transport; exocytosis; maintenance of cell polarity
Cellular component (GO): cytosol; perinuclear endoplasmic reticulum; plasma membrane
Molecular function (GO): sterol binding
Source: RefSeq, a predicted model, not a curated record
AUGAAAGUGAAGGACUUGGACGUUCUGCAUUCAGGAUGGGUACUCAAGAAGAAGCGUAAAAAGAUGCAGGGUUAUGCAAAACGCUUUCUCGUUUUAACAAGGGAUGGAAUCUUAACAUACGCAACAGGUCCUGAUAAACUAACUCGUGAUUCAAUCGCAAUUCCGCAUGCCAGUGUAACAACAAGUAAACGUCAUGGCACUUUACACGUUGACAGCGGUUCAUCCGUCUUUCAUAUCAAAAUGCUAGGGGCCACCGAUUUUGAUACUUGGCGUGAUCAAUUAAAAUCUUUCAUCCCUGAAAGCGCAGAAGGGGCAAAAAGACGUAUUUAUAUAUCCUCUCAAAACGGUAAUGAUUUAGAACCGGUUGAUCUUUCCCAUUUAUUUGCAUCUUCAAGAACUGUUGGUAGUUUGAUCACAGCAAUCUCUGAUAAAGUCAAGCAGAUGCAACGUGAUAAAGUUGAUCAAAAUUACCUAAUGAGUCUCAUUCCAGGUAAAAGUGCAGAAGAUUCGCCUUUGGCGCAAUUGUCAACCUUGCUCGAUUCUCUUUCGGCUGAACAUGGUAAUCUGCAACACGCACUCGAAAGCAAAAUUCCUGCAAGCGACAUCCCACAUGGAACGAUGAGCAGUAUUCAAUCCCGUACAACCGGUCACAGAAUGAGCAUCAGCAGCUUCCAUACUUCAAACGAUGAAGCUACGUUCUUCGAUGCGGAUGCCUCAAUGGGCGGCGAUGGCUUAGUGGACGGCGGCGAAAGCAGUCGCGAAGAAAGCAGCGGAGCCGAAGAUGAAGACGAUGACGAUGAUGAAAGUGGUGAAGAUGACGGCAAGCCGAUCUCAGGUGAAUCUCCUUCAGAAGGUGCUGGUGGUCCAAAGAUCGGAUAUCGUCAUCAAUUGCCUGCACCUGUUUCAGGUGAUGAAGUUUCACUCUUUUCAAUGCUGAAAAAGAAUGUCGGAAAAGAUCUUUCUACAGUCUCUUUCCCUGUUUCGUUCAAUUGUCCACUUUCACUCUUGCAAGCAAUUGCUGAAGAAUACGAAUAUGCUCCUGAUUUACUCGAAAGAGCUUCAAGAGCAAAAGGUGAUUGGGUUGGAAGGAUAUGCUUGGUAGCAGCAUUCGCUGUGAGCAGUUAUGCAUCCACAAAAUUACGUGCAAGUCGUAAGCCUUUCAAUCCUUUGCUAGGUGAAACGUUUGAAUGCGUUCGUGAAGAUCGUCAAUUACGCUUCAUUGCCGAAAAGGUACUGCAUCAUCCUCCUGUUAUGGCAUACCACGCCGAAGGUAAAGGAUGGAAAGCUGACGGUUGGAGUUCGGUCAAGAAUAAAUUCUGGGGUAAAUCUCUCGAAUUGAUUCCGGAAGGUACUCUUCGUGUUGAAUUUGAUGACGGAGAUGCAUUCACCAUUGAGAAGCCAUCGUCCUUCAUGAGAAACCUUUUGGCUGGUAAUAAAUACCUCGAGCAUGUCGGUGAACUUACAGUCACCAACGAGGAGACUGGACAGAAGGCUGUGAUUGAAUUCAAGGAAGGUAAUAUGUGGGGCAGCUCUGCUUCCAGAAACCAAGUCAUUGGUUCAGUCUAUGACGAAGAUGGAAAGAAGGUGACCGCUUUGAAGGGUAAAUGGAGUGACAAUCUUGCCAUUCAAAAGGAUUCUGAAAAUUACCAACAAUUAUGGGAAGCAAACGAUAUGCCCGACAAUGCUGAAAAGUAUUACGGUUUCACCUAUUUCGCCAUGUCUCUCAAUGAGAUCACAAAGGAUAUCGAAGGUAAAUUACCUCCAACCGACACACGUUUACGACCCGAUCAACGUGCGUUCGAAGAAGGUGACGUUGACAAAGCAGAAGAACUUAAACAAAAGCUUGAAGGUCAACAACGUGAACGUAGAAAAUCAAGCAAGAACAAUAAACCACGUUGGUUCCAUGAAGUUAAAGGUGAAAAGCCUGAAUGGCAAUAUGGCGGCGAAGAUGGACUUACGUACUUCAAAACCCGUGCAAAAGUUUUUGGUGAUUCGGAAAAAGCAAAGAAGGAAUCCGGUAAAGAACCCAGCAAAGAAGGACCUGAAGCAUGGGAUACUCCAAAGAUUUUUGAAAUGCAAUAA